UUCACAAUCUUUACAGAGGUCGAGAUGAAGUCUCAUUCGUCGUACGCAUCCGUUAAUACCACACGAAAUAAAGGCCUCCAUGAUGCAGCCAUCCACCGCAAGUGCAAGGAGAAAUUUUCUCGCAUGUGUUGUUUUAAUACCUUUAACCGCCAUCGCAGUCAUUGGCCGAUUUGCCGUAAGGAGAAGUCUUCGCCAAGCGCCACUUGGAGCAGACUGGAUGUGUUUGGCGUCCUGGUCCUUCUUCUGUGCAUUUUGCACGAUUAUCAUCGACUAUAUUCUAAAUAAGUCCAAAAAUGGAUCAUUUGAUUUUAACAUAGCCUUGCCGCAGCCAGAACUAAGAGACGAAUCAACAACCCUUUUGAAGGCAACCUUCGAGGCGCAUCUAUUCUUUGGGUUCACAAUAACUUCUGUCAAAUUGAGUAUCCUAUGGCUUUAUUACACAUUGUUCAGAGUCAACAAAAACGUCAAAAUCUGUAUUCAGACGACUGCGGUCGUCUGCGUUUUAUGGCUUAUUAUCGUUACAUUCCUCGUCAUAUUCCAAUGUUGGCCAGUUGAGGCAUACUGGGUCGCGAACAUCGAAGGGUCACAGUGUCAUUCGAUACCGCGCAUACUUCUAGGCUACGAAAUAACUAAUUUAUUUCUUGAUGUAUUGAUAUUGUGUAUUCCAGUAGGUAUUACGUGGCGACUGGAACUCCCAAUACAGAGAAGACUGGCUAUUGCGGGUACUUUUCUAUUAGGAGGAUUUGUUUGUGUUGCAAGCAUUGAACGUAUAAAGGCGACUUGGAACCCCCCAAACAUAAAUGAAGAUUUUGACUUUCCGUCUAUAAUGCUAUGGUCGACGCUGCAAUUGGGCGCCGCAAUCCUUUGUAGCUGUUUGCCGACGUUUAAGCCUCUCCUCCCGGCCCUGAAUAAGCCCAUAGUCCACUUUCGCACAUGGUAUGGAUCUAAAUGGAGUCCAAGGCCGCUGAGAAAGACAGAAUCAACAGCCCAACGUAUAGUACCCGAUAGACGCGACUCGAUUUCCGGUUGGGAUACUAUUGGAGACCGUCGGUCCCAAACCUGGGUCUAUUCGAGUUACAGUGACGAGUGCGGCCACCAACUCCAAGAUAUAUCUUGCGAUGCUGCCUAUGUGAAUAGAGAGGUGGAAGUGGUUUAGAACUCAAAUUGCUAUACCCGAGUAGCUUGUCUUAAAGGCCCUUCUCACGGCGUUUCGCGUCGAAUCCCGGUGUUAGUUAUCCCCGAGUUGAUACGUCACGUCUAGAUACCCACACAGAUAGCCAGCGAUAUUUCGGGGGGUUUUGCGACAAGGAAUCUAGACAUU
Messenger RNA from Hypoxylon trugodes, 1321 nucleotides. RefSeq lists its product as uncharacterized. The record is from RefSeq and is a predicted model, not a curated record. The transcript has 5 exons. The coding region runs from base 80 to 1156 and encodes 358 amino acids. NCBI's taxonomy places the organism in Eukaryota, Fungi, Ascomycota, Sordariomycetes, Xylariales, Hypoxylaceae.